Messenger RNA from Protopolystoma xenopodis, 3438 nucleotides. The record is from the annotation of a GenBank genome assembly. NCBI's taxonomy places the organism in Eukaryota, Metazoa, Platyhelminthes, Monogenea, Polystomatidea, Polystomatidae.
GUGUUCAGCCUCGCCUCGGUGCGUUGGCGAGCGAUCGAUUCGUCUCAGUUUAAACGUCUGAGCUCCGGUAAGAUGGCGUCUGGCCGGGUCGGGUUGGCUCACGGUGCAUUCCAGCUUGGGCUCCUCAAACGAGGUCUGGGGCGCUUCGCCGGUGCCUCGCGAGGCCCACACCUGCCCUCACUCUCGGGCCUGUCGGUGCCACUGGUUGAUGCUUCUGCGAUUUUGGUCAUCGGUUCUCGGGGCCGACACGGCACUUGUAAGGCCGCGCGGAUCCUCAUACAGACGGAGCGCGAGUUUGUGGACUCAAGACGAGGUUGCCGCGACCUGUUGCCACCCCAAGGCGCUCUCGUCGAUCCUAUCACCUCUCUCGCUUCCUCCUCCUACUGCCUCCGUCAUUUGCUCAUUUGUGCACUAACGCCUUUCGUCUGUGCGGGCCUGCCCACGAUGAGGCGGGGCGGCUUGGUUGAGUGUCUGCCCACCGCGAUUAGCGAGCUGGUCGCCGGGGCAACUUGGGAGCUUGCAAAACUUGAAGUCGUCCUCUUGUAUGAUUCCGUAUUUCAAAACUCCGCCCUCGCACAGUUCCCCUCCCUCCUCUCCGGCUGCCAACCAGGCGCUGAGAGACUCGACCUCGGCCUCUUGUCCGCCAGACUGAACGCCUCCUCGGCGGAGCCGGGCAUUACCUCCACACCCGGCUUGGUCUCGGCCCCAGCCCCGAACCCCACCCCGGCCCCGGUUCCAGCUCUGCCUUUGAGUCCGACUUCGUGGAUGGCUGAGUGGAACGCUCUGAUGAUGGCCGCCCUUCUGGCACAGGCCGCGCCCCCGGAGACCUCCGCCGGUCUGAUGCAGUCUUCACCACCCACCUCGUCAUGCCCACAAGCAGGCCCAUCUUCACCUCUUCCUCCCAGAUACUUCGACUCCAACCCAGUCACGACUUUUGUCACAACCUCGGCGCCGUUCGCCUCGACCCUGACGCCUCCUCAAGUCGACAUCCCUACACCCAGAAAUGUGGCGCAAGUCAAAAUAUCCUCUUCCCACCACUCACCACCAGACCAAAGCUUCAACCUGGCAACCAUGCGGCCCGAGUUCACUGUCUUCCCCUCUAGCCUGACUGAAACCGCAAUGGCUUCGGCUGCCUACGAGCCCGCCGUCAUCGUCGCAAGGCCCGCAAUAAAACUGAAACUGGACCCCAGCACCGGAAUCUCUGGCAUAGGAGAGUCUGGUGGUCAGGGUCUUUCGUUGCCAGGACAACAACUGCCAGUCAAAACGUACUGGCCUAACGACUGUGAUCGAAAUAGGCGUAAGGGGAAGAGAAUGAUGGGCCCUGGAUACUUUACCGUCGUUCAUCUGCCAUUCCGCUGCUCAAGUUGCCGAAGCGAAUUCUGGACUUCAGGCCGCCUUUAUUCACACUACAAGUCUUCUCAUCCAUCCCUUGUGCCGGCUGACUUGCCUCAGCUUCAGUAUCUUCGGAAGAGACCUGUCCGUGUUUUAUCGGGCAAGGUUGGUGCUGUUGCCUCGUCCAGCCUACAAAGAUGCUCGAUCCUUACUCUUCGGGCCCGGCGAGUAUGUCUGCUUGCCUUUGAGCGCCGUCACAUGAUGGCCUUGGGUCGGGAUCACGGGUCUAUGAGUCGAGGAGGAGGUUUUACGCCGUCCGUUUGUGAUGCGGUUCACACGGAGAAUAAGAAUUCUGUAUUUUCGCGAGAACAGUCGGUCUCCGGCCUUAAGGGAUACCUGGAUUUGCGGCUGCCUGAGAAGCGGGAUCCGUUCACCGAGUCCACCGAUAGCCUGUACUCCGGUGCAGCCGAUUUCGCUGCCGAUGUCCUGACGUCCUAUUUGGCUGGGCCGACAGUUGCCUCUGCGUCGGCUAGCAAUCAGGCAGGCCCGAGGGGUGGCAGCAGAAGCGAGGAGAUGGCGCUAGAUCUCUCCCUUCACGGCGGUCACUCGGCGGCCGGAACGGCGGACGAGAAGAUGCCCCUCUUGCAGCCCGCCUUCGCGCCCACGGGCCUGCCCAGUGGCUUCCCUUUGCACUGCCCUCCUCUGCCCGAUCGUGUCAGUCUUUCGAACGGCCUCACGGCCUGGCUGAGCGCCGCAGCCGCAUCCGCAGCUGCGGCUGCCUCUUGCAGCAUUGCGUCCUCCUCCGCCUCUCCCUCAUCUUCUUCUUCCUCUUCCUCUUCCUCCUCUGCCUCUUAUUCUUCCUUUUCCUCACUCUUAUCCGCCUUGGGCACGAACGACCCCGCCUUGUCCUGCUCUCAGGCUGUCGUGACGACAACCGGCAAGGCCUGUUUCGGCGUCACUGCUCCCCUCGACCUAAUGGCACGACCCCCGUCCCAGAUCGGGCGACCACACUCGCUCCUCUUGCCUCCGGCCGGGGCAGCGACGUGUGUGCAUCCGCUGUUCACCUUCGGCCAACUGGCGGCCGGAUGGUCGCCACGACUCGGCACUCAACUGGGCCGCUUCACUGAGAUUGACGCCCAGCCGGUGUCCAUUUCUUCGCCGGUCGACCCGAAUCAUCUGCCACCUCUUCUGCCAUGCCCAGCCCAAUUGGCAUCGACCUCAACCUCGACCUCGACCUCGAGCUCGGCUCAGACCCGCUCAUCGACGGCAGAGGCAAGAGCGAGUACCGUCAGUCUCGUCUCAGUUGACAGGCCGAGUCCACCAGGCUGCCACGUGACGUCGGGUCGAGAGGCCAUGUUUUUGCCCUUGUCCUCCCAUGACGCCAGGCGUCCACAAUCGCAGACAGUCUCCGAAAGAGGUCGGCGGUCGGCUGCCGGAGUCGCCUCGGCCAAGCCACCCGGCGUCCCUGGCAAUCUGGCUGCACUGGCCGUAGCUGCUGCGGCCGCCUUCAUCAACGCCCCGUCGUCAGCCGACCUAAUGCUUGGUUGCCAUGCAAGGGCACCUCUUUCGGGAGCAGCGGCCUCAGCCGCGGCUGCUGGCACGCGAAUGCCCCGAUUGCCGCCUCCGCUGCGCAAGAAGAACUCGUACAAGGACGCUCCUAAGCUGAUCACUUGUCCUAUCUCUGGCUGUAAUCAGAAGUUUCCAUGGAACAGCUCUCUGAAGCGACAUAUACUUACACACACACGACGAAUAAGACCACAAAGAUUGCCCGAUGCGAGACCCACCGUUGGCUCGGUGGUCAUGAGGCGGGCCGCAUACCUGAUCAGAUGUUAUACGAAUUUUGAUUUUAGAGCAAAGAGUGAAGCUAGUAUAUUUGGCAAGUCGCGUCCCAGCGACGCCAUCAGAAGAAAGAAGUGUCGUUUCCAGUACCACCUGACAGAUCAGCACAGAGCUGGGGUUGGCGCAGCCAGAGUGGUGCUUUCAGUGCCACCAGGCUUUUCAUCUCGAAGUAACAGUCGGCUGGGAGAAAUGUGUAGUCGUCUCGUCGGAGACCGAAGCCGGUCUGCUGUGGACGAGUGCUGCUUGAAUUGCACACCGAAAACUUAG